Meloidogyne enterolobii is the source of this 252-nucleotide messenger RNA. Lineage: Eukaryota; Metazoa; Nematoda; Chromadorea; Rhabditida; Meloidogynidae. The record is from the annotation of a GenBank genome assembly.
AUGUUUAACCUCAUUCUCGCUGCAAUUUCUGCCUUUUUUAUGAUGUCCAUAAUUUCUGCGGAAAGCAUGUCUAGAGAACAUUUGGAAUUAAUUAAUACAGAAAGUAAAAUUAAUUUUGAUCAAUUUGUGAGGGAUUAUUUGAAUGUUGGAGAGGUUCAAACAAUUUAUUUUUACCCAAACAAGGAAUUGGCUAUUGCCACAUUACACCCAAACGCUGUAAUUAAUGGAAAAACGGUUUGUUUAGAUUUUUGA